Molecule: messenger RNA, 581 nt
Organism: Solanum stenotomum
Lineage: Eukaryota; Viridiplantae; Streptophyta; Magnoliopsida; Solanales; Solanaceae
Exons: 2
Coding region: 14-517 (167 amino acids)
Molecular function (GO): zinc ion binding
Source: RefSeq, a predicted model, not a curated record
AUAAAAGUAAAAAAUGUCUGCAUUCACUACAUUCUUCUCAUAUUUCAAUCAACGUAUCAAUAUUUUCUUCGUUUCAUGGCUUCCUCAAGCAUUAAAAUUCCUAAUCCUUGUGUUUUUUGUUUCGAUCAGUGUAUUCCUACAAAAACGAGAAAAACACAAUUGCAGGAAAAUUAUAAACGAAAAGAGCACUAAAUUCGUCUACAAAAAGCGGAAAUUACUUGGAUUUGUUGCUACUGAAUCGCUUGAUUGCUCGAUUUGUUUAUCAGAUUUCGAGCACGGAGAUAAAGGGAGGAAAAUUGUAAACUGCCGUCAUAUUUUCCAUGAAAAUUGCUUGGAUAAGUGGUUGAUGCACGGGAAGGGACAAGCCACGUGUCCACUUUGCCGGAGCGUGAUUAUACCGGAAAAUAUGAUGGACGUUCACCGGAAAGUUAAAGAUGAAGGACUGAGGUUUACUAUGUUUGAAGAAGAACUUGCUCUGAUGUUACUCUCUGGUUUAACUAGUGGAUGUUCUAAUUAGUUAUCAUAAAAAAAAAAUUGGUACAUUUUUCUUAAUUUUAUUUAAUAUUAUUCAAAAGGAAAAA